UACACCCUGCGCAUGCGCGCAUAUACGGCGGUCUUUUGUUGUUGUUUGAAAAUGGCUUCAACAUUGGAUUUUGCUUAAACUUCAUUUAAGCUUAAUUUCUUCCACGGAAAUACCACAAAGUUUGCUGGAGGUCACUAUCGCAUUCCAUUGACUCAACAUGAUGUUACCAGUGAAGACUAUGGCACCUUCAAAGGUUGUAAAGCAGUCUUCAGUUGCAGCAUCAAAGAUCAAAACCAAAAUGCUCAACACAUCCUCCUUUUUCAAGGUCUCUUUAAAGAUGAACAACAAGGCUCUAGCUGUUGCUUUAGCUGCAGAAAAAGAAAGAAGCAGACAGCUGGAAAGGGAGAUUGUUUAUCUUCAGAAAAAAGUUGAAGGACUCUGCUUUGAUUUGGCAGUAAAGAAAUACAAGCAGAGGAAACUGUUCAUCAUAUUAAAAAAUCUACAGAACAAUACUCUGAAUCACCUAGAAAUGGUGACAGAUCUUUUCUUAUCUGACAAUGUAAACAGCUUUCUACUCAGGGAUGUUCCUAAUUCACUUGGUGACCAGAAUAAUGUGGCUAAUACGGGGGGUGAAAUUCGUCUAUUUCCUGCAGGACCUUUAACCUCUAAAUCAGAAGUUCCAAAGGAUUUUUCAUGUCCACCACAACAGCCUACUGAAGAGCUAAACCUGUCACUGGAUGAUGCUGAUGAUGACGAACUGAGAAAAUCCAGAAGUUCAAUUCAUGUAUUCAAUGUUGUCAAUGACUGGAAAAGUCUUGCUAUCCCACCUGUGCAAACGCCUUCCCUGCCAAGCACAAGGACUUCUAGCAGCUUAAGGGAUGAGGUGGACAGGCUGUCAGUGAUGUAUGCCCAGAAUGGAUAUGAUGUGAAUACAGUUCCGGGUUUUCAGCGCAGAGAGUCUGUAAAGAGCAACUGUGAAAAAAACAAGUCUAAUGUCUCUGAAUCUGAACACAGUAGAAAACCUGAUAAGACAAUCAUUUUCGAUUCAACCAUGGAGCUGACUGUUACUUCUGCUCCUGAUAUAGUUACUGUUGGGGAGGAACCCCGAACCAAUCGCUCCUCUGACAAAAACAUAAAAAUCAGUAACAAAGAUGAAGCAGCUUGCAUCAAAAUUCACAAACCACAAGCAAAGAUGACACAAGAAAUGAAUGUACCAAUUUUUACUCAGCUAGAGAAAGAUGCAGUGUGUGCACAGGAUACAAACGCAAAGCUUGUGGAGCCACAAAAGGACAAAGCACAGUGUAAAAAUAAGAUUGCCUCUCGCAUACCAAAAAUGACAAAAAGUGUUUUGACAAACUCCAAGAAAAGGGAAAAUCUGAAACUUGGUGACCAGUUAAAUGUAGAAAAUGUCAAUACUCCCCUACCUGAUAUGGAUGAUUAUUUUAAUUAUAAUGAAAUUCUGAAAUCCACCAAUUCAAGCAAGCCUGUGGACUUAAAAUUGCAAAAUGCAGAAGGAAUGUCCAAUAUUAACUGCAGGAGAUCUAAAACUAAGAGCCGGAGAAUGUCUUCAUCUCGAAAGAAAACUUUUUUCAUUCCACCCAUGCUUUCAAGUGAUGUCACACAUGAAAGUGAAUGGGCUUUUUUAGAAUCUGCUCAACAUUUGGGAAGGCCUGAAUCUGAAAAUCAAGAGCAGGACAAAUUAAGGCUGUGGGACCAUAACAAAACAGACACUAGAUCAGUUGAGUUAUUUUUAGAUGGUUAUUUAAAAGAGGAUAAAAAUAUUUCUGAAAAGGCCUACCAAAAUAUUUCCAUGGUACACGAGGAACCCACAGAAGUUCAAGUUAGUUCAAAAUUAAACUGCAGGACAACUCGAAGCAAAAGAGGAUCCCAAACUACAAGGAGAACAUUUGACCUGCCGUAUGCCGAAAGUAAUGGUGACCAAACUUCUACAAAUGUGGAGGAUGAGUCUAAAGAAUUUAAUUUCUCUACAGAUAUGAAUGAGGAAGACGAUAAACAGGACUAUCUCAGGCUAUCUGUCCAGUCCAUAAACCAUAGUUUGGACAAAAUACACCACAAUGACCACAAUCCUGAAGCUCUCACAAAACGUGUAAAAAUGCAUAAAGCAAAAUGUAGGAGAACAUUUGUAAUUUCAACAAACAACUGUGGCCCUUUAUCAGAUGCAUCUGUUAUGGAGGAUGAGGUCACUUGUAUGAGAUCAAGCACAGACGUGGUAAAACCCGCUGCUGUAAAAGAGCCAUGUGUAGGAAACAAAUCAGUUUCAGACACACAUUGUCUUGAAGCUUUGGUUAGCUCUUGUAAGCGCCCUUGGGUGGCCACUGAGGAUACAGAGGAGGACACCAACCAAGUACCAACAGCUGAUAGCAAAGCAACGGAACCAAGACUUCAGACUUCAGACUUUCAGCUCCCUAAAAAAGCCAGACUGGAUGAUGCAAAAGCUGAAAAAAAGAAAUCUGUUCAGAAGGAAGAGAGCAGUACAAGAAAAAAGAAAAGCACAGGCAAACUUGAUGAGAAAAAUGAUCACAACAAUACUGAAUCUAGGAGUUCCAUGUGUCCUUUUGAUAAUGACCUCCCUGAUUUCGACAAGUCUGUGGACAAUUCACAACUGGUUGAUUCAUUGUUUGGUCCACAUGAAGAUGAACUGCACACAGGCAUUAAGGAGACUAAAUUCAAGAUGAACAGAAACCCCAAACAAUAUCGUAAAACAUCAAAGUUGCAUGCACCCGUUAACCUAAGAGAGACAUUUGUUGUGUACAGCCAUUUUUCUUCAAGUCAUUCAACAGUGCAGCCAGAUGGGGGACUUAUAAUGGAUGAGAUGCCUCCCUGGUUGGAUCAACAUGUCAGCAGUGCAGAUACUGAGAUGGACUCUGUGAUCUGUACCCCCAGAAGAGAGACAGCUACCAAGACAGAAGCAUAUGGCCCAUCUCCCAACAAUGUAUCAGGUUUUAUUGGUUUUGGCUGUGUUGCAGUGGGAAGAGUCCUAACUUCACUGACAAACACAAUUUCAACCCCAGAUAAGGAAAAUGGCAGGCUAACAAGACGAAAAGGCCCUGUGAGUUACAAGGAGCCGUCCCUUAACAGUAAAAUAAGACGUGGAGACAAGUUUACGGAUACUGAGUUUUUGAAUUCACCAGUAUUUAAGGGCAAGAAAUCAAAGAAAACUUCCACAAAGACAAAGUGCUAAAUACAACGAUAACUGAUUGUUUUUGGGGUUUUUUUUUACUGUAAGUCUGACUAUUUUUUUUCUAAUAAAGACA
Molecule: messenger RNA, 3215 nt
Organism: Boleophthalmus pectinirostris (great blue-spotted mudskipper)
Lineage: Eukaryota; Metazoa; Chordata; Actinopteri; Gobiiformes; Gobiidae
Gene: sgo2
Product: shugoshin 2
Exons: 9
Coding region: 158-3142 (994 amino acids)
Biological process (GO): meiotic chromosome segregation
Cellular component (GO): nucleus; chromosome, centromeric region
Source: RefSeq, a predicted model, not a curated record